Messenger RNA from Megachile rotundata (alfalfa leafcutting bee), 3239 nucleotides. RefSeq names its product ABC transporter G family member E23 (gene E23). NCBI's taxonomy places the organism in Eukaryota, Metazoa, Arthropoda, Insecta, Hymenoptera, Megachilidae. Gene Ontology annotation, cellular component: plasma membrane. Gene Ontology annotation, molecular function: ATP binding; ABC-type transporter activity; ATP hydrolysis activity. Gene Ontology annotation, biological process: transmembrane transport. The record is from RefSeq and is a predicted model, not a curated record.
AUGUCCGCGAGAGGAAAGGAUGACGCAUCGUUGAACACCGUAAUCGCUGCCCACUUUGCACGCCCACGUGUUUAUGCAGAAAUCGAAUUUCCCGGUGGGUUAAAAAAGGCACCGCUCCAUCGGCCGUUCCCUCGUGGACAAAUCAGAGUGGAAAGCUCAGCGUUGCAGUUGGUGUAUCCGCUGGAUUCUCGUCCGGUGCAGUUAAUCUUCCGGGGGUUGCAGGUGGUCAAGGAGAAACGGUCUCUCCUAAGAGAUGUCUCGGGCAUUGUUAAACCCGGUCAACUUUUGGCCGUCAUGGGCCCCUCAGGUUGCGGCAAAACGACACUGUUGAAUUGCCUGUCCGGCCGAGUGGGCGUCGACGGGGGUGAAAUCUGGUUGAAUCGCGAAAGACUGACAAAAAGAUGGCGCAGAAGAAUCUGCUACGUUCAGCAACAGGACGUUUUCUUUCCCGAUCUCACGCUGCGCCAGACUCUCGAGUACCAGGCGAGGCUCAGGCUUCCGGACACGUUCUCGCACUCACAGAAGAUGCAGUGCGUGGAUCACAUCAUCGAGGUCCUCGACCUCUCCAGCUGCCAAGAUACCAUUAUCGGAGAUUACACGAAACGGGGACUGUCUGGCGGUGAAAAGAAGAGGACUAGCAUAGCCUGCGAGUUGCUCACCAAUCCAUCGCUGAUGUUGCUGGACGAACCAACGAGCGGGCUGGACUCGCACUCGGCACAGGCGUUAAUUUCACGGCUGAAGAAGUACGCGGAACAAGAAGGCAAGAGCAUCGUAGUGACGGUGCAUCAACCCAGUUCCAGGAUGUUUCACAGUUUCAGUAAGCUUCUUCUGUUGAGCCGGGGCCAGGUGGCAUAUUACGGCUCGACCUCGAAUGUCGGCAGGUUUUUCUCCACGAUAGGACUCACCUUGCUGCCGCAUUAUAACCCUGCAGACUUUAUAUUGGAACAAAUAAAGGGUCCAGAGGAGGUUCGGGAGCGUAUCGUAGCCGCCGCGAGGAACGCGAGACAGGGACCUGACUGCCCGCCGGAACUUCGUCCGGAAUAUAAUCCCAGCCAACAUCCGCUCUGCGACCAUCUCAUCCAUUAUCAUGAACAUCACAUCAGCCACAACGUGAAAGAAGACGAAGGUCGUACAUUGUGGCUGGACACACAAAGCCAUGCCAGCAGCAGUGCCAGUUCGGCGGACGAGGACUAUUCCUGGCAGUGGCCCACCAGUUUCUGGUCGCAAUUCAAAGUAUUAUCAGAAAGAAACUUUCAAGAGGCACGGCCGCGGAUGCUGUCCCGUCUGAAUUGGCUGCAAACGAUAGCCUUAGGUUUACUCGCUGGACUGCUGUGGCUGAGGCUUCCCAGAACCGAAGCAGCUCUUCACGACAUUCAAGGCUGGAUGUUCUUCAGCACCACGUAUUGGAUGCUGUUCGCACACUUCAGCGCACUCUCCAGUUUUCCUCCAGAACGCGAGGUUAUCAACAAGGAGCGAUUGUCAGGGUCGUAUCGGCUCUCGGCCUAUUACCUGGCGAAAAUGGUCGGCGAGUUGCCGCUUACGAUAACACUGCCUGCAGUUUACCAUAUCAUUAGUUACCCCAUGUUGGGCUUCCACAGUCCGGCUGUUUUCGUCACCCUGUUGGCGUUCCUGCUGCUCAACACCAUUGUUGCACAGAGCGUGGGCUUCUUCGUUGGUGCCUGCUGUUUGGACCUACAGGUGAGCAUAACCGCUUCGGCGCUCUACACGCUCGCGACGCAAUUGCUGGGCGGGUAUUUAGCGACCGCGGUUCCACCGUGGUUAGCGUGGGCCAGAUACACCAGCAUGGUGCAUUACGCCUACCAGAACAUGCAGAUCCUGGAAUUCGGCGUCGGCGAGCCGAUCACAUGCUCACAACCAAGUAAAUUCCCCGAAUGCAGAAACGCGACGACGAUACCCGUGUCCGCGAUUCUGGAGAGCCAAAAUGGCGCCAGGGGUUCUGGUCUUCCACUGUGGGCGAACACGGCCGUUCUCCUGGCGUUUCUCGUGAUUUUCCGCACGUUGGGCUACCUGGUGUUGCGUUAUUACCGCGUGCCCAAGUGAACCACCGCCAGGUAUCGGAUCAUCAUCGUCAUGGACUGUAUCGGCUGAUCGAUGGAUCGACGGACAUCGAGUUCACCGCAUCGUCGUGCUAACGGAAACGUCGUCGAACGCUUCCUUGACCCUUCGUUUCGAGACGGGGACGACGCAGAAGCAGAAAUCGCGCCGUGAAAGCUUUAUUUUUCCAGGGGAUGUUCCGCUUGGAACGAGACUACCGGAAAUGGGGAUGAAAAGACGACUCUUACAACCUUGAAACGUUGACCAAUAGCUCAUCUCAAUCCUGACGAAGGAACAUGAUAUGGUACACGCUGAUACGUUUGACUAAAGUUUAAGAAAUGUUUCUUCGUUUGAAAUUGUGUGAAAAUAACUUCGCUAAUUUAGAAAAUUUAUAAAGUUAUGGGUGACCAUUUCUGUUAGAUUUAUGUAAAAAGAUAUUCACUCGAGAAUUUUUCGAUAGACUUAAGUCACCCUAUCUGAGAAUAGAAAUCUUUAUUUUGAAUGAAUUAUCUACGUGAGUAGAAAGAGGAGUCGUGAGCAAUUGGGGGUCUUUUCAUAUCCAAGUUCCGGAGACCGCUAUUUUUAAUUACCGAACGAUUAGCAGAUAUUUUUCUUAACUGUACACGCAUCUCUCAUACUAGUACAUGUACAUAUAACAUACCUCAGAUAGAACAGGGAAAAAUCGACCUAACUCAAACGAAGGGUUAAACAGGAAGUUUCAUUUUUGUAUUUGAAUGUUCGCCGGAACCCGCGUGAUGUUCACGGUUCGAGGAGCGAACGCGUCAUCGAUAGACUUUGGCGAAGACUAUACAUACUAUUAAGAUUGUAUCGAGUAGAGACUUUAUAUAUACAAUGUAUCAACGCUAAAAACGAAGUACGAGAGAAUGAAUCGGACGAUUGUGGAACUUUUGUUUUAAUUUCUUGCGGCAACAAGGGUAUAAUAGUAGCGAGAGCGAAAAAAAAGGAUCGGAUGAAUGAGACGCGAAUGAAUGAUGCCACGAAGUAUGAGAGCGUUAGAGGGACUGAGUCUUUUUCUUUUUGCAAAAAUCGAUGCGGCGUCGGGACGCCGCGAAACCGACUGAAAAACAAAACAAACACAUUUGUACCGACGACGAAACAUUUCUUACGCGCGAAAAACACAAAGAAAAACACAGAGAAAAUGGAAAAAAAAUGAAAAAAAAAAA